Lycium barbarum (goji berry) is the source of this 2625-nucleotide messenger RNA. Its product is annotated as pollen receptor-like kinase 3. Bases 319 to 2235 code for a protein of 638 amino acids. Gene Ontology annotation, molecular function: protein binding; ATP binding; protein kinase activity. The transcript is spliced from 2 exons. The record is from RefSeq and is a predicted model, not a curated record. Lineage: Eukaryota; Viridiplantae; Streptophyta; Magnoliopsida; Solanales; Solanaceae. Gene Ontology annotation, biological process: protein phosphorylation.
GCCUCUACUACCAUAGACAAGGUCAAUUCAAGAUUCACCUUCUUUCUACCCAACCAAAAUUCUAAAAAAUCUGUUCUCUCAAACAACAUUAUGUGUCCUCUAGCACCCACCCUAACACUAAUCUUUGACAAAAUUACAAUACCCCCCUCAAACCCACCCAUCCACCCCCAAAUCCUAACCAUGACACAUCAUCAUUCCAUGGUCCAAAACAACCAAAUCCAAUCAAGAAACUCAUCAAACACCUUCCAACAAAAGAAACAAAGAAACAACAACUGCAGUUUGUUUCUUUAGGGGAAGGUGACAUGUCUAGUAACAAACAUGGCCGCCGUUCCCCUCAUCCUCCUUCUCCUUCUUCAAACAAACUCUCCCAAAAAACACCAGCAUUUUCUUUUUCAUAUCUCCAUUUUCUUCCUCACUUUUCUAUCUAAUCCACAUCUUUCUUUCUCCAUUUCAGAGGAUGAGGCAUUGAUCAAAUUCAAACAAUCUCUAAAGAACACAACAGCUUUAGAUUCAUCUUGGCAUAAAGGUACGAGUCCAUGUGACAAAAAAAAGAAAUGGACGCGUGUUCAAUGCCAUGGGAACGGGGUCGAAGGCCUCCUUUUAGGUGAAGCUGGCCUAUCAGGAGAACUUGAUGUUGGUCCAUUGAUUGCACUUCCAGGCCUGAGAGUUCUUGAACUUGCUAAUAACUCAUUUUCAGGAACAAUCCCUGAAUUUUUCUUGCUUGGUGCACUUAAAUCCCUUUAUAUAGAUGGAAACAUAUUUUCAGGAGAGAUUCCUAAAGAUUUCUUCUCCAAAAUGGGAUCUCUUAAAAAAGUUUGGAUUUCAAGAAACAAAUUUUCAGGACCAAUUCCUGAAUCUUUGGCGAACUUGAAAUACUUAAUAGAACUUCAUCUUGAAAAUAAUGAAUUUUCAGGUCAUAUUCCAUCUUUCUCACAAGCGAGUUUAACAUCUCUUGAUAUGUCAAACAAUAAAUUACAAGGUGAAAUUCCUCAAAGUAUGUCGAAAUUCGGUGCUGAUCCCUUUAAAGGAAAUACAGAAUUAUGUGGGCAACAACUAGGGAAAGAAUGCAACAAGGGAGAUACCCCUCAACCUCAAGGAACACCAUGGUUUAAUUUGAAAUGGAUAAUUCUUGCUAUAGUAGUUAGCCUUCUAUUGGUGACGAUUCUCUUUCGGGCCAAGCGCAAGGAAGAUCAUUUCGACAAGCUUGGGAAAGAGAAUCUUGAUGAGGGGUUGCACGUGGCAAGCUCGAAUAAUAGGAAGAGCAUGAGCAUUCGUAGCAAGGGAGGUGACUCGAUUCGUGGUUCAUCACGAAGGGCUGGGUCCCAGGCUGGUGGGAAGGCUAUGGGGGACCUCGUGUUGGUGAAUGACGAAAAGGGUACGUUCGGCUUGCCUGAUUUGAUGAAGGCAGCUGCCGAGGUACUCGGGAACGGAGUAUUAGGAUCAGCUUACAAGGCAAAAAUGGUAAAUGGGAUGUCUGUUGUGGUAAAAAGAUUGAGAGAGAUGAAUAAAAUGAAUAGGGAUGUUUUUGAUGCAGAAAUCAGGAAACUUGGCAAGUUAAGGCACAGAAAUAUAUUGCAACUAUUGGCAUAUCAUUACAGAAAAGAAGAGAAAUUAUUGGUAUCUGAAUAUGUUCCCAAAGGCAGCCUAUUAUAUCUAUUACAUGGUGAUCGAGGGGUAUCGCACGCUGAGCUAAAUUGGCCUACUCGCCUAAAAAUCAUCCAGGGAGUUGCUAGUGGAAUGUGUUAUCUUCAUUCGGAGUUUGCAUCGUAUGCAGUGCCUCACGGAAAUCUCAAGUCUAGCAACGUUCUACUAACCGAAAAAUAUGAACCACUUUUAUCAGAUUAUGCCUUCUAUCCACUAAUCAACAACACGCAAAUUGUUCAAUCCCUUUUCGCUUAUAAAGCCCCAGAAGCCAUACAAAAUCAACAACUCUCUCCAAAAUGCGAUGUCUAUUGUCUUGGAAUCAUAAUACUCGAGAUCCUUACGGGGAAAUUCCCUUCUCAGUAUCUCAACAAUCAAAAGGGUGGAACCGACGUUGUUCAAUGGGUACAGUCAGCAAUAACUGACCAAAGAGAAUCCGAAUUGAUUGAUCCAGAGAUAGUGUCUGCAACAGAUUCCAUCGAACAAGUGGUGAAACUCCUUCAUGUGGGAGCUGCUUGCACUGUAAGUGAUCCGGAUAAGAGGAUUGACAUGAAGGAAACAUUAAGGAGGAUAGAAGAGAUAAGUUUAACUUGAUGGACAUCAAAUUUCCAAAAGGUGAUAGGUUAGAUCCGUGUGAAGCUUUUAGUUUCGUUACUGGCCAGAGCUCCUAAGCCCUUUGAUUCCAUUUUAUCUCAGUCAAACUCUACACAUCUCUCGAGUCAUAUAUACAUAUAAUUUGUACAUAGAAAAGGUAUAGAAAUGGAGGCUUGCGAAUGACACAUUCAAACAAAUGUCACAUUCUUCUUUCAACUUGUUGAGAUAAAAGAAGACAAGACAAAUGACUGGAGCUGAGGUUCAUUUGCCAAACAAAAAGAGUCUAUAUACAAGUACCAAAAAUGACACUUCUAAAUAACCAAAACUUGAUGUUGAUGCAUGAAACUUACUUUUCUAAUUGUACGUCUUUUUUAUUGUAUAGUAUGGUUU